AUGUAGAUGAAGAUGUUGAUGAACCUGAUACGUCGUCGGAUAUUAGUUACUUAGAUGAUAAUAUGGAAAAUGAUCAAAAUGUGGUAAAUGUAAAGAGAAAAAAGAAUCAGAAUCGUAAACUGAAGGAUUCUCAACAAAGAAAUAAGAAAUCUACUCACACAUGGACACCAGAUGAAAAACGUGUCGUUCUCGAUGCUUUUGGUCAUUACAUACAUUCCACUGACAAGAAAUUACCCACAUUCAGUGAAAUUGGAAAUCUUAUUCAAAAGCAUAAGGACUUAUUAGGACACCAAAAAGUGCCUGCGAUUAAAACAUGGGUACGCAAUCAAAAACAAAAAUAUAAAAAGGGAAUGAAAGUAUAAACACAGAAUGAUUUCGUUUUUAAAUGAUACCUUAGAACAUCAGCAAACUAUAACUAUUUCAAAAAAGAGCAAUACUUUGUAACCAUGAUUGAUCGCGACAAUAGCCGAGGUGAUCGGAGAAGUUGUGUAUAAUGUCCUGAUUCAACGGCCCCUGUCCCUGGUUGAGUGUUAAUAAUGACGUUAAUAUCUCUCACAUUGUCAAGCCAAACUGGCUCUUCGUUCAGCUUCCGACUCAUCCAUCAUUUCUCCUUAUGCAAAAUUUGGAAGACAGCAUGAUAUAUUGGUAUAAUGAUAAAUACUGAACAGAAACACUUGAAUCCAUCUGUACAUAAAAGUUGUCAAGAAACUCUACAAUCUUCACGCAUAAUUUGCGAUUCUUAGUCAAUAUGGACUAGAGUUUAGUACAAUCGCCAUUGAUAAUCUCCUUUAAUCGCGUCAAAAUUGAUCAUUUCGCUUUUUGACUUCGUUCUUUACUCAUGUACUUCUUCGUAAUACUUUAUUGAAAUCGCUGUGAAUACUCUGACAAACAUAUUUCCUAAUAGUUGAUUAUUUACAUAGAGAUAUGGUAAAUAACGCAGUAUAUAUAUCAUUCUAACAAUGAUC
Molecule: messenger RNA, 965 nt
Organism: Temnothorax curvispinosus
Lineage: Eukaryota; Metazoa; Arthropoda; Insecta; Hymenoptera; Formicidae
Exons: 3
Source: RefSeq, a predicted model, not a curated record